AUGGCAAAGUGCAAAGCCCGCUGCAAGAUAUUAAGAACCUCACCCAAUCUUGCAUGCAACGAGGGAGAAAUAAUCAAUAAUCUAAAUACUCCUGCUCCUUCUGCCGUCGGUUUUGCAAGUCGAGUGGGUAUUGAGCUUACCAUAAAGGGAGACGUUACAGCUCUCGUAUACUUUUCCUUAUGGAUUCCUUCCUUAGCAGACUCGGGAGAGCAUCUGCGCGCCAUCGCCUUUCUGCGCUGUCACGUCUCUGUUCCUUCUGCAGGAGUGUGGCGUCGCGUGGAGGCCGUGUCGGGUCGCGAGGCGGUUCUGCCGUGCGAGGUCGGCGCCGUCGAGAACUCGGACAUGCUGUACGUCGUCCUCUGGUACCGCAACGGCGAGAAGGAGCCGAUUUACAGCUACGACAACAGACCCGGCCGCCUGCAGGUGUCCGAGGACCGCCACCUGAUCAAGAGCGAGCUGCUGGAGGGCCGCGUGAGUUUCCGGACGGGGCUGGUGCCGGCGCUGCACAUCAAGCCCGUGGUGAGGCGCGACGAGGCCAACUACACCUGCAGGAUCGACUUCAGGAUAGCGUCGUCCCGGCGGACCCACCUGAGCCUGCACGUGGUGGAGCUCCCCGGGCAGCCCGUGCUGAGGGUGGUCGGCCAGGGCACCACCGACGGGGUGCUGGGCCCGCUGCAGGAGGGGCUGGGCCCGCUGCAGGAGGGGACCGCCCUGGCCAUCACCUGCAGCGUCUCCGGAGGCGUCCCUCCGCCCAAGGUCGUCUGGAAGCGCCAGGAAAAGAUCCUGGACCCGACGGUGGAAUCUCGCUCGCCGACGCUCACGGUCAACCAGCUGAACAUCGCCCGCCUCACCCGCGCCUUCCACAACGUCCGCCUCACGUGCGUCGCGUCCAACAACAACGUCACCGCCCCCGUCGAAGCCUCCAUCACGGUCACCAUGAACCUGCGCCCCCUCGUGACCCGACUGGAAGCGCCGCCGAAGGGCCUGAGGGUCGGCAGGGAAUACGAAAUCUCGUGCAUCUCGGCCGGAUCCCGCCCGCACCCCAACAUCACGUGGACGCUCGGAAACGUAGCCUCGCUCACGCCCAUCACCGCUAAUACGGAGCACGGCGUAAACAUGAGCACCUCCCGAGUGCGCGUGAGAGCCUCCCGACGGCAUCACGGCCAGCGCCUCACCUGCACCUCCCUCAACCCGCUGUUCCCCGCCUACCCCCUGAGCGACUCCAUCCUGCUUAACGUCACUUAUCCUCCCGUGGCCACGAUAGAGCUGGGCCGAGGCGUGUCGUCCGUGGUGGAGGAGGGCGAGGACAUCUACUUCAACUGCAACGUCGACUCCAACCCUCCGACUUACAAGAUCUCGUGGUACCACAAGGAUCGGCCCCUUCUCCACGCCCCCGACCGCAGGUUGGUCCUCAGCGGGAACAGCCUGGCGUUACGAAAUGUGACGCGGCACCAGGCAGGCCCCUACAAGUGCGCCGCCUCCAACGUCGAAGGGGACGCGGAGAGCCGCCCGCUCAACCUCACCGUUAAUUACUCCCCCGUGUGCUCCGACGACUCCAGCCCCUCCAAGGUGUACGCCACGGGACUCGGCCAGGGCAUCAACGUGACUUGUACCGUCAAGGCCUCCCCGAACGCGGCCGAGUACGCGUGGGUGUUCAACAAUUCCGUCACGUCGGACAGGAUAUCUGGGGAUCGGGUCUUUAAAACGCCAGAGGGCGGCAGCAUGGUGAGAUUCAUCGCCAAGGUCCACCAGGACUACGGGACGCUCCAGUGCUGGGCCCAGAACAGCGUCGGCCGCAUGACGCAGCCCUGCCUCUUCCACGUCGUCCCCGCCGGGCGCCCGGACCAGCCCAUGGGGUGCUCGGUGGUGAACAAGACUUACGACUCCCUCGCCGUGGGAUGCACGCCGGGCUUCGACGGCGGCCUCGAGCAGACCUUCCUCGCUAAGGUGUUCGAGGCCGUGACAGGUCGUAGCCAGGUCAACGUGUCCUCGCGCUGGCCCAACUUCACGCUGGAGGGCCUGACGCCCGGCCUGGACUACAUCAUCCAGGUCAUGGCCAGGAACGCCCUCGGGAAUUCCGACCCCGUCAGACUGGAGGCCUUCACCUACAAGAUGGCGGAGAACAGAAUGACCUCCUCCUUGUCCUUCCCAGGAGACGAGCAGGUGGAGGAGGAGCCCGGGGAGGAAGGGCCGGCAGCAGGAGUGCUGCUGGGAAGCCUGGUGGUGGUCGCCGUGCUGGUCCUGGUGCUGGCGCUGCUGGUGCGCUGCCUGUGGGCGCGGCGCGGCCAGGAGGGACAUAGAGGCCGCGGGAAGAGCAGAGGCUACGCGCCGCCCGAGAAGCCCGGCGGGGGCCUCUCCGGAUCUCUGCACAGUGCACUGUGUAAACUCGGUCGGCGAAUUCCAGAGGCGCUGUCACAUCCUAUCCAUGUACACUGA
Penaeus indicus is the source of this 2436-nucleotide messenger RNA. Its product is annotated as nephrin-like. The transcript has 15 exons. Gene Ontology annotation, molecular function: protein binding. The coding region runs from base 1 to 2436 and encodes 811 amino acids. NCBI's taxonomy places the organism in Eukaryota, Metazoa, Arthropoda, Malacostraca, Decapoda, Penaeidae. The record is from RefSeq and is a predicted model, not a curated record.